AUGGAAAUCCAAAUCAUUUCUACACAAACAAUCAAACCAUCUUCUCCAACCCCUGACCAUUUAAGAAACUAUAAGCUUUCUGUUCUAGAUCAGUUAUGUCCUGAAGUUCACUUCCCCAUCAUUCUCUUUUACUCUUCACCAGGCAAAGAUGCCACCAAAACUUCUCACCACCUCAAGAUCUCCCUCGCGGAAAUACUCACCCUCUACUACCCUUUAGCAGGACGCGUGAAAGAUGAUUAUACUGUUAACUGUAACGAUAAAGGCGCCCUCUUCAUUGAAGCCAAAGUCAGCAGCCAGAUGUCUGACAUCCUUAAACAACCGGAAAAGGAUGUGAUCACGCAGCUGCUACCAUACAAAGCUCAUCAAAAGAUAGUUGGUGAUCCCGUCAAUCUGAGUGUGCAGGUCAAUUACUUUGCCUGCGGCGGCGUUGCAAUUGCAGUUGGGUUUAACCAUAGGAUUGCUGAUGCAACAGCCGCGGCAAACUUCGUUAAAAACUGGGCUAAGCUUGCUAAUCCCAAUAUCAAUGAGGAAAUCAAGAAUGUGAUAUUUGAUAGCACUUCUUUCUUCCCUCCGCAAGAUUUAGUAGAAUUAAGGAAGAGUAGUCUUUUCCAAGGUCAAUAUGCAUCGACGGACGCAAACGUUAUAUCAAAGAGGUUUACAUUUGAAGCUACUAAGAUAGCCGCUCUAAAAGAAGAGAUUGGUAAAAUCGCAGACUCAGUGGAUCGUCCAACACGUUUUGAGGCAGUGUCCGCAGUUAUGUUGAAUGCUAUAACCGCAAUGGCUAAAGAUCCAACACAUUUUGUGGGAUUGAUUCCAGUGAAUCUGAGAAACAGAAUGAAGCCAGAAAUUCCGGGGGAUUGUAUAGGGUGCGUGAGUCAAAUGACAAUGACAAGUUGGUCGAACAUGGAGACCGGAGUUGGUAGUAAUAGUAUAGCGGGAGAUCUUCACGAAGCUAUAAAUAUGAUGGAUGAUAAUUUUGUUAGAGAGUUUCAUGCAUCUGGAGGGUACUUGAAUUUCGUGAGAAGUUUACCAGUAGUUGAAAUGGUAAACAAUAAUAUUAAAAUGAAGUCGUUUGUGAUAACUUCAUGGUGCAGACUUCCAUGGUAUGAAACAGAUUUUGGUUUGGGAAAGCCAUUGUGGAUGUGGGUAACCUCUGCGGCGAGGAAUGAAAAUAUUGCCAUUCUCAUUGACAACAUCGAUGGUAAUGGAAUAGAUGCAUGGGUUGGUCUGUCAAAGGAAGAAAUGAUCAAAUUUGAACAAGAUCCUGGCAUCAAGACUUACGCUUCUUUCGAUACAACCAUAUGA
This is a messenger RNA of Pistacia vera, 1305 nucleotides long. RefSeq names its product stemmadenine O-acetyltransferase-like. The coding region runs from base 1 to 1305 and encodes 434 amino acids. NCBI's taxonomy places the organism in Eukaryota, Viridiplantae, Streptophyta, Magnoliopsida, Sapindales, Anacardiaceae. The transcript has a single exon. The record is from RefSeq and is a predicted model, not a curated record.